This is a messenger RNA of Ceratina calcarata, 2129 nucleotides long. RefSeq names its product HAUS augmin-like complex subunit 3. Gene Ontology annotation, biological process: spindle assembly; microtubule organizing center organization. Bases 156 to 1973 code for a protein of 605 amino acids. Gene Ontology annotation, cellular component: HAUS complex; mitotic spindle; microtubule organizing center. The transcript is spliced from 9 exons. The record is from RefSeq and is a predicted model, not a curated record. Lineage: Eukaryota; Metazoa; Arthropoda; Insecta; Hymenoptera; Apidae.
UCUGCUAACAGAAUAAUAUAAUUAGUGUCGCUACCCUGGUUAAAACAACGUUAAUGUAUACAAAGUGAUACAAAGAUUUAAAUACUUUAAAUAUGUUAAAUGCUACAGAUCGACUCGAAUUUGGAUUUCCACUUGUUGCUAUUCGUGUUUAAAAAAUGAGUAUAUCUGGUAAAAUUCUAUAUAACAAAGUACGAAACUUACGUUCCGAACUUUCGAACGUUGUCACGCCAGAACUGUUGGAUAAAAUCUGCCAGAAACCUGCGGUGCAACCGUUUUUAAAAUGGUUCUGCGAGAACGUGAGUUAUGUCAACGUUCUGUCCGACGAGGAGGUUCAAUUAAAAAACAAAUUACAAGAGACGGGCGAAUGGUUAGAGGGUCCAGAAUUAGAUCUCGCAUUGCAGGAAGCCACUGCAGAUUGUCCAGAUUUAUUAGAACUUACCACUUACGAUGACAAAGACAUCGACAAUUUGUUCGCAGAGCAUGAAAUACUGAGAGAUUCGAACAAGGAAGAUGAGAGUUACAUUGAAACGCUACAAAAUGGAAUUCGCAAUUUGAAAAAAUUGGAAGCUAAAUUGGAAGAGGAUAUAGAAACGGAAGAGGAAUGUCUGGUUAAAGAAAACAUUGAAGUGGAGAAAGCGUACCAAGACUGUUCUGCAAUCGUGGAGAAGUUCGACACGAAUAAUCAUGAAUUUUUUAAAGAAGUAGCCUGCCUUUUAGAUACUUACGCAGAAGCAGCAGAAAAUAAAGGAAUACCAUUAGUGUGGACACAGAUGCCACUGGAACUUUUUACUAAAAAGGUCGAACUGUAUAAUCAUUAUUUACACGUACAUAUAAAACGGCAGUUCAAGAAUUCGCAGAAGGAAGAGGAGAAGACUGAUUCUAAUUACGUAUCCUUGAUCGACGACAGUCAGGAGAAACGCAUAGACAAUGAGAAGCUACAAGAACUCGCGAUGUGCAAAGCAAACCUGACUAAUGCGAACUUCAAAGAAAUCUCGGCCAAAGUGCAGGAGGAAUCAUACGCCGCGAUGUUCGAUUAUGUUCAAGAUAUAUAUAAUUCAGGGAAUUUAAAAGUGCCGAGGCACUCGGACAUGAGAACAGAAAUCUCUGAGUUGAUCAACAGGAGGGACUUCCUCGAGGAGAACGUCUCUCUUUUACACGAUCGUCAGCUGACGGAGAUCGUGCAACGGUUCGCAGAGUUUCAGAUAAACAAGGUCUUGAGGGAAGAUGCCAUUUCAAGAUCUAAAAGGGCGAAGAAUCAUUUAGAAAAACUUGAGAAUUUAAGACUGCUUGUCCGGGAACAUGGUUACGCUCGCGUUUGUUUAUUGUGUAUACUCAUGGAGAUGGAAUUCCAUCGUCUCACGGACGUCUACGAAUUCGUGUCCGACGCGUUCCAUUAUUUAACAUCUGAAUACUCACUGUCCGCUGCGAGAUGCGAAAGAAUGCAGCAGCAACAAAACGAAUACACUGCCAUGCUGUCCUCACCGACGCCACACAAUUCGUUUCACAAACAUUUUAUUUCCAUGAUAUCCGACGAAGAUGAUAAGCAUCAGUUGAACUCCAUAUUAGAUAAGUACAAUAAUAUCAUAGAUGAAAAUAAAACGAAGAAGCAAACUAUACUGGAAAGUUAUUUAAAAUCAAAAAUUCACAAACUAGAAACAUUGGAGGAAGAGGUGAAGUCACGAUAUUUAAAUGAGAUUCAACAGACUCCUACGCACACGUACAAACCAAUUUCGUUUGAGAUCGAAACUAAUCACGCCGAGGCAGUGGACAGUUUACAAAAAUUGCAAGCUGACGUAACGAAAAUAAGAAAUCAAAUGAAGGAACGAUUGAAAUUAAUAGGAAGCUUCGAACGAGAGAAGAGUAUUCUAUGGCAACGAUUCUUGGCCGAUCCACAAUCAUUGAGAAGGUCACACAAAGAAAUGAAGCAGAGAGCGAACAAGUCUUGUUUCAACGAUACCAUUGAAAACGAAUAAACUGUACAUUAAUUUUUGCAAGAAGGAUAUAGAAUUUAAUUAUGCAUAUGUAUUUUCUAGAUUAAUAUAAAUAAAGGAAGAAAUGCUGUUUUAUAUUAUUCUAUUUCUUCCGAAGAAGCGUGACAUUCCUCCUCAGUCUACGAAUUCAUUCAUUCA